AGGGGCGCUCACGUGACGCGCGGGGGGCGGCGGUUGCCAUGGCGAGGAGGGUGCUGGUGCCCCUCUGCCUGUGCUGGGCCUUGGGCCCCGCCGCGGCCUCCGCGCCCCCAAACCUCCUCCUCCUCCUCAUGGACGACAUGGGUUGGGGUGAUUUGGGAGCUUUUGGAGAGCCUUCUAAGGAAACUCCUAACUUAGACCAGAUGGCUUCAGAAGGGAUGCUUUUCCUAGAUUUUUAUACUGCCAACCCCCUCUGUUCUCCGUCAAGGGCAGCACUGUUGACAGGCCGUCUCCCAGUGAGGAAUGGUUUUUACACCACGAAUGCACAUGCCAGAAACGCAUACACACCACAGGAUAUAGUAGGAGGAAUUGCAGAUUCUGAAUUACUGCUUCCAGAGUUGCUGAAGAAAGCUGGCUACAUCAAUAAGAUCAUUGGCAAAUGGCAUCUGGGUCACAGGCCCCAGUUCCACCCCCUGAAGCAUGGGUUUGAUGAAUGGUUUGGGUCCCCAAACUGCCAUUUUGGACCUUUUGAUAACAGAGCGCUCCCCAAUAUCCCUGUGUAUAGGGACUGGGAAAUGAUUGGCAGGUAUUAUGAAGAUUUCAAAAUUGAUCGGAAGACAGGUGAAGCCAACUUGACUCAGAUCUACCUGCAGGAAGCUCUCGAUUUUAUUAGCAAGCAGCAGGGCAGCCAGCAGCCAUUCUUUUUAUACUGGGCAAUUGAUGCUACCCAUGCUCCUGUUUAUGCCUCCAAACAGUUCCUGGGCACUAGUCAGAGAGGACUAUAUGGGGAUGCUGUGCGAGAAAUUGAUGAUAGCAUUGGAAAAAUCCUAAAACAUCUUCAGAAGCUGGGUAUCAGCGAGAAGACUUUUGUGUUUUUCACCUCUGAUAAUGGGGCUGCUCUCAUUUCAGCUCCUAAACAAGGAGGAAGCAAUGGUCGUUUUCUGUGUGGUAAACAAACCACCUUUGAAGGUGGCAUGAGAGAGCCAGCUAUUGCUUGGUGGCCCGGACAUAUACCUGCAGGAGGGGUCAGUCAUCAGCUGGGCAGUGUGAUGGAUCUCUUCACCACCAGCCUCUCCCUGGCGGGACUGCAGCCUCCCAGUGACAGGCAGAUUGACGGCAUCGACCUUUUACCUGCCAUCUUGCAGGGCAAGCUAAUUGACAGGCCCAUAUUCUAUUAUCGUGGCAACGAGAUGAUGGCGGUGAGAGUCGGGCUUUACAAGGCUCACUACUGGACCUGGAGCAACUCCUGGGAGGAGUACAGCAAGGGCAUUGAUUUCUGUCCUGGGCAGAAUGUCUCUGGAGUGACAACACAUACACUGGAGGAGCACACUACCCUGCCGCUGCUUUUCCACCUGGGGAUGGACCCUGGAGAGAAGUACCCAUUAAGUUUUCCCAGCGAUGAAUACCAAAGGGCUAUGGAGCGAAUAUCUGUCGUUGUCCAGCAGCACAAAGCGACCAUGGUGCCAGGGGAGCCGCAGCUUAACGUGUGCGACAAGGCCGUCAUGAACUGGUCUCCUCCAGGCUGUGAGAAGCUAGGGAAGUGCCUGAAACCACCCAAGUCUGAUCCUAAGAAGUGCUUUUGGCCUCAUUGAUCUUCCCUGCAGCCCUCAAGAGCUACACAGAAAAGCUAUAACCAGCUGGACAUACAGUUUACAAAGCAUGUCUUUUCACGUUGGCACUCCUGUUUACACAGGAAGGGUGUGAUGUAUGUAUGAUAUCAUCAUUUGCUCUUCCAAAAGGGCCAGUGUUUAUAUUGCUAGUGCUCAGGGUUUAGCCUGUACUCUUGUGGUGUUCUGGUUGUUUCCGUAAAUGGUAACUUUUCAGUGAAGACUGUUUCAACUGUAAAAGCUCUCUGGACAACCACAACUCUGCCAUCACCUCAGAAAUGCCAUGGAUGCACCUUUCCUCUUGCUUCUUCCACCCAACCUGCUCUCUCAAAUCAUUUUUCGAUCGGAUGCCCCUACAGCAGCCAUGAGGGACUGUUCAGGAAACUUACAACUGCCAGCAAACCCUGCCCAAACUGCCCUUGUUUUGUUUGCCUGUAACUUGUUGGUUUAACAUUUGAUUUCCAUUGUGAACUCUGGACACCAACUUGUUUUUCCUUUCUCUCUAAACUUGUGAGUACUGGGUGCAGCUGUACAGCCCAGACUGCUGCUGUGCAUCGCUGGGUGCAAACAAGUGCUCCCUCCCGUUCCUGACUAAGGGGUUGGCUCCAGGGAGAACACCCUGCCUGCCUUCCAUCUGUAGCUGCAAACAUUCCCUAGGUAACGGUAUAAAGAAAUUUGAAGAUGGUGUUCAUGUAAGUAUUGCCUUAUUGAUGGUGUGCAGGAUGUUCUUGUGGAGCUGGGGGUCAGUUGUUCAUUUCAGGGGUUUUCUUUGUUUCCAAAAAUCUGGGUCCAAAUAUGGUUUAAGUCACACUUCUAGUCUCAUGAUCUGGGUCCAGCCAACUGCAGGCUCAGAAAUGCCCAUUUACAUCAGAUGUUAACUCUUGACCCUGUUUCCAGUGUACGCUCUCUGAGGAAUUCUCCUUGUGCAAACUUUCCACAGCCUGGGUGUAGCACUUCUCUAAACAGAGUUCAUGGUAAAUGCUGGUCCUUUGCACAGUUCCACAUUGCAGAUUUCUCAUCUGCUUUUGAGCCUGUUUCACACCCUUCGCUAUUGCUAAUUAAACGUGUCUCGAACAAAACUGCGCAAGGUUACUCUGGGGCUUCGGGGGAGUAGUUAGAAGCAACCCUGAACAUGCUGUUUGCGCCACUGACAGCUCCACUUCCACCCCUCCAGUGUUUUGUACAAUACACAAGCCCUCUCCGUAUGGCGUUGUGCUGCCUUGGGAAAAAUUGAGGUGCUCUGUACCUGUAAACAGCCCUACUUGCUUCCCAAGCAAAGCUUGGGGCUGACUUGAGAUGGGUUGAGAGCUCUGCUUUUCUGGUAACUGCUGUGCUACUGCCUGCUACGGGCUUCUCAGCUGCUUGUUCUUACCCUCCCUGUAAUCCCAAAUGCUCUCAUUCUCUCCGUUCCCAUGGUUUAUGCUACCUGUAAUCCCCUCCACAGUAUUUCCUACUGUAUAUCUCAUGAAGCUGGAUAAUCCUAUAAGAUUGUAAUAAGAACAGCAGUUGAGUCGGCUCUUAACUGUUCCACCUAUCAGAAAUCACAGCCAACAUUUCAUCGGCUGGCAGAGCCUCUGAAUCUCUGUGCAUCUACAAAUGGCAUUUGUUUAUAGUCCAAAUUUCUUAAUUGCCUUAUGAUGUUCCCAGUUGUCCUUCAAGUGUAUCAAGGCAUUUCCAGUUCAUCCAUAACGUUUCUCCUUGCUUUGACAUAGUGCGGAUAGCUCAAGUCUUGGGAGAUUCUGAUCAGCCUAUUCUUCAGUGAUGCUGUGUGAGAAGGACUGGUAGGAGGACUUGCAGCAGUCAUGUGCGUCUGGCAGCACAGCAGACCAGACAAAACCAGUAACUUCCCAUUUUCUGGGGGCUGUCCACAUCUGCUUUAGCGCUUUAGCGCUUGUGUCACCCCAAAGUGUUCAGGGCCCUGCAGUUCAUUAUUAUCAGCAGAUGAAGGUACCACCAGAGGAGGGAGUCUGUCACUGCAACUCCCUGAAAAUCCCUGUCAGCCCUCAAAUAGUUACGAACGUAUCUGCUGCGACUUGUAACAGUGCUUUGUCUUUCUACCUGCUGCUUAUUAAGAGAUUGCAUCGCAGGAUCGCAGCUCAUUGUCUGAGCGCUAGCCCAGACAUGUUUCUCAGUUCUUGGCAUUUGCAGUAUGCACAUCGUGAGCGUACUGGGUGCCUGCUACCCUGCGUCCCCUACCUGUCUGGCUGCCACUUUGUUCUUUACUCUUUCACAGCUUGCAGUUUUGAAGAUACUGCUUUUCCCCUGCCUGUGUAACUUGCUUGGACAAGCCAUCCUGUUCUCAGAACGCACGGUGUUUGUCUGGUUACCCAGCACACAAAGUCCUCAUUCCUCAUUGAAAUAAUCUCUCCGUGCAUAGAUACUGGAUGUAAACUUUGCACUAGAAAGCUGGCUGCUACAAGUGAAUUGACUUGAUGUCUGUUUAUUAUUUGCUUCAUGUCCGUUUAUUGUAAAAGAUCAAAGCUUAAUGUGAAGAAGCUACUGCUCUAAAUUUAAAUAAGAAUAGUAGUUUUACAGCUGGAUAGCUAGGAAGAAUUCUAAAUCAAUGCCUCUCCCAAAGAUGUACAGGUUUUAAAGUUGUGAGAUGAAGAAAUAAUGAAGAAAAAAUAAACUAUCAGAAAUGCA
This is a messenger RNA of Harpia harpyja (harpy eagle), 4247 nucleotides long. It is a transcript of the gene GALNS, whose product is annotated as galactosamine (N-acetyl)-6-sulfatase. The transcript has 14 exons. Bases 39 to 1589 code for a protein of 516 amino acids. The record is from RefSeq and is a predicted model, not a curated record. Gene Ontology annotation, molecular function: N-acetylgalactosamine-6-sulfatase activity; arylsulfatase activity. NCBI's taxonomy places the organism in Eukaryota, Metazoa, Chordata, Aves, Accipitriformes, Accipitridae.